Messenger RNA from Enhydra lutris kenyoni (northern sea otter), 2253 nucleotides. It is a transcript of the gene RPE65, whose product is annotated as RPE65, retinoid isomerohydrolase. Gene Ontology annotation, biological process: retinal metabolic process; zeaxanthin biosynthetic process. Gene Ontology annotation, molecular function: all-trans-retinyl-ester hydrolase, 11-cis retinol forming activity; retinol isomerase activity; beta-carotene 15,15'-dioxygenase activity. The record is from RefSeq and is a predicted model, not a curated record. The transcript is spliced from 13 exons. Lineage: Eukaryota; Metazoa; Chordata; Mammalia; Carnivora; Mustelidae. Bases 46 to 1731 code for a protein of 561 amino acids.
AUUCUGCACUUGGUGCCAGAACUCUCAAUCCACCACUGAGAGAAAAUGUCCAUCCAAGUUGAACAUCCUGCUGGUGGUUACAAGAAACUGUUCGAAACCGUGGAGGAACUGUCCUCGCCGCUCACCGCUCAUGUUACAGGCAGGAUCCCCCUCUGGCUCACUGGCAGUCUCCUCCGAUGUGGGCCAGGACUCUUUGAAGUUGGAUCUGAACCAUUUUACCACCUGUUCGAUGGACAAGCCCUCCUACACAAGUUUGACUUUAAAGAAGGACACGUCACAUAUCAUAGAAGGUUCAUCCGCACUGAUGCUUAUGUCCGGGCAAUGACUGAGAAAAGGAUUGUCAUAACGGAGUUUGGCACCUGUGCUUUCCCAGAUCCCUGCAAGAAUAUAUUUUCCAGGUUUUUUUCUUACUUUCGAGGGGUGGAGGUCACUGACAAUACCCUUGUUAACAUCUACCCAGUAGGGGAAGAUUACUAUGCCUGCACAGAGACCAACUUCAUUACAAAGAUUAAUCCUGAGACUUUGGAGACAAUUAAGCAGGUUGAUCUUUGCAACUAUGUGUCUGUCAAUGGAGCCACUGCUCACCCCCAUAUUGAAAGUGACGGAACUGUUUACAACAUUGGUAAUUGCUUUGGGAAAAAUUUUUCAAUUGCCUACAAUAUUGUAAAGAUCCCUCCACUACAAGCAGACAAGGAAGAUCCAAUAAGCAAGUCAGAGGUUGUUGUACAAUUCCCCUGCAGUGACCGAUUCAAGCCAUCUUACGUCCAUAGUUUUGGUUUGACUCCCAACUAUAUUGUUUUUGUGGAGACGCCAGUCAAAAUUAACCUGUUCAAGUUCCUUUCCUCAUGGAGUCUUUGGGGAGCCAACUACAUUGAUUGUUUUGAGUCCAAUGAAACCAUGGGGGUUUGGCUUCAUAUCGCUGACAAAAAAAGAAGAAAGUACCUCAAUAAUAAGUACAGGACCUCUUCUUUUAAUCUCUUCCAUCACAUCAAUACUUACGAAGACAAUGGGUUUCUGAUUGUGGAUCUCUGUUGCUGGAAAGGAUUUGAAUUUGUUUAUAAUUACUUAUAUUUAGCCAAUUUACGUGAGAACUGGGAAGAGGUGAAAAAAAAUGCCAGAAAGGCUCCCCAGCCUGAAGUGAGGAGAUAUGUGCUUCCUCUGAAUAUUGACAAGGCUGACACAGGCAAGAACUUAGUCACACUCCCCAACACAACUGCCACUGCAAUUCUGUGCAGUGACGAGACCAUCUGGCUGGAACCUGAGGUUCUCUUUUCAGGGCCUCGCCAAGGUGAGAUUGAUUUAGAGAGGGAACAAAUUGUCUUUUUCAGAGAUUUUUUUCAGAGUUUUCCUAAGCAUGUUCUCUAUUUUGUAGCAUUUGAGUUUCCUCAAAUCAAUUAUCAGAAGUAUGGAGGGAAACCUUACACGUACGCAUAUGGACUUGGUUUGAAUCACUUCAUUCCAGACAGGCUCUGUAAGCUGAACGUUAAAACUAAAGAAACGUGGGUAUGGCAAGAACCUGAUUCAUAUCCAUCAGAACCUAUCUUUGUUUCUCACCCAGAUGCCUUGGAGGAAGAUGAUGGUGUAGUUCUGAGUGUGGUGGUGAGCCCUGGGGCAGGACAAAAACCUGCUUAUCUUCUGAUUCUGAAUGCCAAGGACUUGAGCGAAGUUGCCAGGGCUGAAGUGGAAAUUAACAUCCCUGUCACCUUUCAUGGAUGGUUCAAAAAAUCCUGAGCACAUUCUAGCACAUUAUAUUUCUAUUGACAAAACCAGAAAAACAGUCGGGUCUGCAAUCAAAUUCUGUUCAAUUUUAGGCUGCUGUAUUACAUCGUUUAACUUGCAGAUGCACACAAUUUUGCAAUAUUUUACAGAAAGCACAGAGUUUAGCAAGCAAUUCCUUAAAAAAAAAAAAAGCAGCACAAAUUUUAGAUAAUCAUACUCUCUCUGUGAGACAGGCGGACCAUAACUAAAAACUCUUUAUAUAUUUAUCGAUCAAAUAGAAAAUAAAUGUGGAUUUAUUAACCUUUUUUUCCCUACUGUAAAAGUAUAUUUUAGGUAUCUAUCUUCUCCAAUUAUUUUUUAACACUUAAAAGCCAAAGUUCUCUACAACUGAUUUGUAUAUGGCUUCCCUAAGGCAAGGUAGUACCAUGCAAAAAGGCUUAAUUACUAAAUGUCAGACCAAACUUUUUCACAAUCAGGGACUAUCAUCUAAGAGUAAUCCUAGUAAUAAGUAUAUGUAUAUAUAAAUAUAUUACU